CUCAGCAAGCAGAGUCUGCGUCGUUGGCUUUGGCUAUGGAUCCGUCGCGUGCUUCUUCACUGUGACAGCAACAGCGAAUACGUUUGUUUCCGUGCUUGUGGUUUGGAUGAACACUUUCGUGGAGUGAAUACUCGGUGCGCUUAGACUGGAUUGCUUGGCGUUAGCAGUGCUGUGACGGUUGACGCGCUAGAGGUUGUGCCACGUGGGAGGCAUCGGAACGAUACUUCGGUGAGGACAUUGAGAAACUUCCGAUUGUUCGGCGUGCAGCUUUGGCCCGGAAGGGCUAAGAGUGAGAUCUCAAGGCGAGCACAUGCGCGGCAUCAAAAACGGCUGAGAUGACGGUGCCCGAGCACGAUCUGCCUCUCUUCCAAGCCCACUAAGCCUAUCCGUGGUUAGGAGUUAAUGGAGCGCCGCCAUGCCACUAGUUCCCUCCAGCGGAAAAAGAAGGACUCCGUAAAGAGGCUUAGUUUCGAUGACCAGGACACUUACGAGACAAUUGACGAAGACGACUGUCAGUACGAACGGCCUUUCUGUCCGUCACGAACAGCGGAGCCCCUUGAGGGUCGAAGUGUGAUUGCGUCGGAAGAUUCGGCCAUCGACACGCAGUCUCAGGAUCCACCCCGGGGCAUCCGGCCUUGGCUUCUGGCCAACCCGGCCCUGAGGCAACAGUACUCCUCCCUGCCACCUUCAAACAAUCCUCCAUCCAGACACCUGCAGGGAAGCCUACAGGGCUCUGUAGAUCGCAUACCUCGCGGGACCCUCAACGUGUCGUCCCACCCUGCAGGGCUUUCAUCGUCCGGUUCUGAGUCUCAGGACGAAGACGACGAAGAGGACGAGGAAAACCGUUCAGACGCCACUUUUACAGGAUCUGAACUCGCAUUAGCGAGAGACACCACCCUGGUGCUCCAAAAUAGGAGGGUCCCUGUGAUCCCGCCUCGUAACCUGUCCAUGGGCCGGACAGGCACGGGCGGGUCACGGACGGGAUCUUCAGCUGCGAGUCAAGGCUUAGCCCACGGACAGGAUACAGAACAUGAGUACGAGCCCACAUGCCUAGCCAGGACGCCAUCGGGAUCGCUGUUUAUACCUAGUGAUAUUGUAAAAGGUCCAGGGUCUCCGCAGAAUAAAACGAUGGAUUACAGAACGACGCACCUUAUCCAGGACGAGACGAAGACAAAUCCAGACAGGCAGGGAUAUGGUGGUGGGAUAACCGGAGGUACAGUGCAACCGGUGAUGGCCGUCCGGAAUCAUGCUAGGCGUCCCGUCCCAGCUAAUCACUUCUCACACUCACGGUUCCACAUCCGCAAGACCUUGUCCUCGCGGUGUUCCUGGAAAUGUGCUGCGAUUGGGCUCUUACUUCUUACGCUAGCACUCGCCAUAGUUCUUACCUACUUUAUAGCAGUUGCUUUCGUCAGCUGGCAGCAUGGUCAGCACCGGUGUCCAGUCAUAGUCGACGACAUCGAUGGCUCCAUCGCAGGCGAGGAGAUCAAAAGCCCAUCAGUCCUUCCACCCAAGACUCUACCUCCCAGCAUGGAGUCCUUUAUGGACAUGUCAAUGGGGAAGAGGCACAGCAAAACUAUACCGUCCUAUGGACAUUGGAAUGUACAGUUUCACCAGGUCGAACCUGCUCUAGUCAAAUUCAAUUAUACAUUGCCAUCGGGCGCUUGCGUUGGCGUCUAUGGCAGAAGAAACCACGUACCCACACAUACUCGCUACGACUUCGUAGAGGUACUCAACGCCCGUGAGAAGAGGCAUCGAAGAUCACCCGCCCAAGAGAACUUCAAUAUGGAAUUCAUCCACUUCUUGGACCGCGGGAGAUGGUACAUAUCAGUUUACAACGACGGGGAGAAGCAGGAAGAGGUGUCCUUUGUUAGCGUCGUGGCAGAUGUGUCAAGCCUCCCAUGCCCUUACGAUUGCCAUGGUCACGGGACGUGCAACAUGGGCAAGUGUGACUGCGACCCGGACUACGCGGGUGAAUCUUGUACAUACAGAGUUUGUCCAGUGUUGUGUAGUGGGCGGGGCCAGUACAUAAAUGGCGAGUGCUCUUGUCAACCGGGCUGGAAGGGACGAGAGUGCCAGCUCCGCGAGGACGAGUGCGAAGUGCCGGAUUGCUCCGGGCACGGUGACUGUCUUGAUGGACUCUGCCGGUGCUUUCCUGGCUACAAGGGCUCACAUUGCGAAGAUGUUGACUGUCUUGAUACAGAAUGCUCUGGCCACGGCGUAUGUGUAAGCGGUAUGUGCCUAUGUCGGAAGGGUUGGAAAAGCAGUGACUGUAGUGAACCAGACAGCGAUGCACUUCGAUGCCUCCCCGACUGCUCGGGCCAUGGACAGUUUGAUCUUGACCUCCAAAGAUGCGUUUGCGAUGGUCAGUGGACUGGUCCAGAUUGCUCCCAAGAAAAAUGCGAUCUUGACUGUGGUUCUCACGGCCGCUGUCAAGGAGGUGAGUGCAUAUGUCUGGAAGGUUGGACUGGAAGCAAGUGCAACGAGAAGCUGUGUGAUUUACGAUGCGCUGAGCAUGGUCAAUGCAAGAAUGGUACAUGCCUCUGUAUCCAGGGCUGGAACGGCAGACAUUGCACACUAGAGGGAUGUCCACGAAGCUGCAGUGACCAUGGCGAAUGCGUCAUAGCUCAAGGUGACUGGCAGUGCCGAUGUGACACCGGCUGGGAUGGAUCUGAGUGCAAUAUUCCCAUGGAGCGUUCAUGCGAUGACCGCAUCGACAAUGACCAUGAUGGCUUGACAGACUGCGCCGACAGCGAAUGCUGUUCCCAUAAGGCUUGUGCCAACAGUCCUCUGUGCUUUUCAUCUGCUGAUCCUCUGGACAUUCUGCUGCGCAAGCAGCCUCCUGCAGUCACUGCAUCAUUCUUCCAGAGAAUGCAGUUUCUGAUUGAAGAUGAUUCAGUGCAGAGCUAUGCUAGCAAAGAUGCCUUCAACGACAGCAUGCUAUGGAAUUUCAAUGCCAGUCGGGCUUCUGUCCUCCGUGGUCAAGUUGUGAGUUCUUCUGGGAGUCCGCUUAUGGGAAUCAGGGUAGCGAUUGCGAGCAACCCAGCCUCGGGAUUUACUCUAACCAGAGAUUCAGGAUGGUUCGACCUAAUGGUAAAUGGCGGCGGAGCUGUCACGUUGCAGUUCCGGCGUGAGCCCUUCCAACUGCACGAGCGUACCGUGAUGGUACCUUGGAACGAAAUAGUUAUUUUGAGUAAAGUCAUUAUGAGCCUGGAUCAUACGAAGCUACCCGACCGUAGAGCUCCAGGGUGUCUGGACCACGACUUUGAUAGCAUGAAGCCCGUUGUCCUGGCCACAUGGAAGCAUGGCUUUCAGGGCGGUUGCCCUGAACGAAGUGCCAUCUUGGCGGAGUCACAGGUCGUUCAGGAAAGCCUCUCUAUUCCUGGGACGGACCUUCACCUUGUCUAUCACAGCAGCCGUGCUGGUGGCUACCUGUCUACCAUCCAGUUACAGCUGACACCUGAUGCUAUUCCUCAGACGCUAAGAUUGAUUCAUCUGAAAAUUUCCAUAGAAGGUAUCUUGUUCGAGAAGAAGUUCGAGGCUGAUCCAGGCAUCAAGUUCACAUAUGCCUGGAACCGUCGCAAUGUGUAUCGGCAGAAGGUCUACGGUGUUGCACUUGCAACGAUCUACGUGGGUUAUGAAUACAGUAGCUGCCCAACCGUUAUAUGGGAAGUACAGACGACGCAAGUCAGCGGUCAUGAUAUGAGCAUUUCGGAAAUAGGAGGCUGGAACCUUGACAUUCAUCACCGGUACAACUUCCAUGAAGGCAUACUUCAGAAAGGUGAUGGUACUAACGUCUACCUAAAGAACAAGCCAAGAGUUCUGCUGACUACAAUGGGCGAUGGGCAGCAGAGACCUCUUCACUGCCCCCACUGCAACGGGAUUGCAAAGGAACAACGCCUUCUUGCACCUGUGACGCUUGCUUCUGGUCCCGACGGAUCCAUAUACGUCGGAGAUUUCAAUUUAAUUCGACGUAUCACUCCAAACGGAAGAGUCAGCACGGUAGUGGAGCUGAGCGCUGCGCAAGUAGCAUACCGGUAUCACCUGACAGUUGGGCCUGCUGAUGGACAUCUGUACAUAUCCGACCCCGAACGCUAUCAGAUUCUGCAAGUCGUUAGCUACACCAACAUCGCAGACGUGAAGAACAACAUUAUGAUAAUGGUUGGCAAUGGAGCAAAGUGUCUCCCCGGAGAUAAGCUACUUUGUGGAGACGGACGACCGGCACGGGAAGCCAAACUAGCUUACCCGAAAGGAAUUGCUGUGUCCAUGAAUGGCGAACUGUACAUUGCUGAUGGAACUAACAUUCGCAUGGUGGAUAAAAAUGGAAUAAUACACACCCUUAUCGGAGACCACUACCACAAGAGCCACUGGAAGCCCAUUCCAUGCGCAGGAACAUUCUCGUUGACUCAGGUAAACCUACGUUGGCCAACAGAACUGGCUAUCAACCCAUUGGACAAUUCACUGCACAUCCUCGAUGACCACAUGGUUCUCCGGCUGACGCCAGACAAGCGAAUAAAAAUCAUCGCUGGCCGUCCUCUGCACUGUCCACUAGCAGCCGGGCGUGAACGAAGUGACCUAGCCACUGAUGUGUUUCUUGAGGCCCCUCAGAGCCUCGCUUUCGCACCUAACGGUGACUUGUACAUUGCCGAAUCGGACUCUCAACUCGUCAACAGAGUAAGAAUCCUAGGGAGCGACGGUAGAAUCGCCCGCUUUGCUGGAGCUGAGCUCAAGUGUUCGUGCCUCGAGCAAAACUGCCGAUGCUUCGAUGAGGACCACUUCUUGGCGUCUACAUCCAAGCUCAGCACCAUAUCAUCCAUCGUCGUCACACCAGAUGGACAGCUUCACAUCUGUGAUCAAGGAAACUUCCGUGUUCGUUCUGUGACGGCAUCACUUCCAAGACCGAACGAACAAUUUCUCUACGAGAUAUAUUCCCCUGAAACUCAGGAAAUGCAUGUCUUCAACAGGCACGGUCAACACACGUUGACUCGUAACAUCCUCACGGGGAAGGUUGUCUACACCUUCUCCUACAACGUGAACACUAGCUUUGGUAAAUUGAAUACAGUUACGGAUGCCGAAGGCAACAAGAUCUACAUCUUACGUGACUACAGCAAUCAUGUUAAGACCAUUGAGAACACUCAAGGAGGAAAGUGCCAGCUUGAAAUGUCGCGUAUGAGAAUGCUACAGAGUUUUGUAACCCCCGAUAAUUUCAAGACUGUAUUUGAUUACCAUGGCAGCACAGGACUGGUUCGAAGUAAGAUCGACAGCUCUGGGCGGUCAGUAGUUUAUGCUUACGAUGGAUAUGGACGCCUCACGGAAGCCAUCACCCCAAGCGGCGAGGCCAUUCGGCUUUCGUACAACUUGAGCAUCAAGGGAGCUGCAGUGACAGUUACGAGGAACAACAAGGACCCCGUAUCGCUCCUGAUAAAAGGAUCUGACGUCACAACCCGUAUAGGUCUUGCGGAGGAACGUAUAAUUCAGAGUCCGGACGGGAGCAUCUUUGUCGCAUCCCAAGAUGCGAGUACUCGAGAAAUGGAUACCGUCGCAAGUCCCGUCCUCAGUGACCUAAGUCCUGUUCUGGGAGAGAUCUUUCCGGUUCCUGCUAAGCUUCGCACUAGCCUCAAUGAUGACGUUACUCAGAGGUUCGAAUGGCGUUAUUACCUUCGCCGGGAAGGCAAAGGCAGGCAGAAGCAAAUUACGCAUGUAGGAAGGAAGAUGAAGGUCAACGGUGACGUCACGCUCGCCAUCGAGUUCGAUCGGGAACAUUACAACGAGACGCUGUUCGACAAAAACCAGAUCCCUCUUCUGACCGUCCACUAUGACAACCUUGGCCAUCCACUUAGCUGGCAACCAACUCAAAACGUGACACCGGUCGAGCUGGUAUACGACCGCUAUGGACGCCUCGUAAAAUGGCAACGUGGACACCUUAUGGAGACCUACUCGUUCGACAUGAGUGGGAGACUCGCGGACGUUCGCUACUCGGAUGGCAGAGGGAUUAUGUAUAAGUACGAUGAAAGCUCUAUCAGCGUGCCGACAGAAAUCAUCCUUCCAAGCGGAAGCAGAUACAUUCUUCAAUACGAUGUCUCAGGAAGUCUCCAAGCUGUUAUCACGCCGAAUGGACACAAGCACGAAAUAGCCACCCAGACGUCCAUAGGAUUCUACAAGAUCCUUUACCUUGCACCGGGUGUGGGCCACCCCUACGUUAUGCACUUCAACGAUCGCGGUCAGAUCCUUGCCAAGCUGUACCCGAAGAAUAAAGGCCGUGUUGUAUACGUAUACACAGAAGAAGGCAGACUGGGAAGUAUCCUGUGUGGACCUGAAAGAACAGAUUACUACUAUCACAAUAGCACCGCCUUAGUAAAGAGUGUUACAAAGAACGUACCUGGGCUCGACACUCGAAUGGACUACAGACAUCAUGGGAGUCUUGUAAAAGAAGAGCGCCACAGGUACAACAGCAGAAGUGGACUGGAUGGUGCUAAGUUCCGGUAUCACUACGAAGGAAGACUUUCUUCAGUCGAACUUGAAAUCAACGGGAAGUCUUCAAUUACAACCAAAUACCGCUACAAUACCGAGUCGGGCAUACUGGAACAAGUCCAACAGUUCCUGGUCCACCGUCCCAAAAUGAACAGCAUUUUCAUACAAGAUGAGGCUAGGCAAUACUCAAAGACCAUAGGGACGGAUUCUUACGGACGUUUGAUAGUUCUGGGCAUUACACUUUAUAAUAAAGAGAUGUUCUCUCUAAGCCUGAAAUACGACAACAGGAGCCGAGUUAAACAAACGCACACUAAGCUGGGCAAGGACUACGUCAUGUUCAGCAACAACUACACCUACACGUCCGAUGGCUUUUUAGAGGAAGUGUCUGGAGCACAGUCUUGGAGAUUUAUAUACGACAUCAAUGGUAACAUGAAGAGUAUAUGGGAAGGACCUCGGCAAAUAUCACUUAGGCACGACGACGGUGAUCGCUUAAUCGGAUAUGGCGACGUCGAGUUGUACCUUGUCGACGCCCGCGGCUUCAUCAUACAAAGAGGGGGCGAGAAGUUCAAGUUCAACGCCAUGGGACAACUUGUACAAGCUUUUGGAAAAGACCAGUAUGAAGUCCAUUACUUCUACGACGCGGAAGACCGCUUGAUCGCACGUAAGGACCACAAGGGCAACAUCACACAGUUCAUGUAUGCGGAUCCGAAACAUCCCAAACUGAUCACCCACAUGCAUUAUCCAAAAGACUCUCUCACCUUCGUCCUCAUCUAUGACACUCUGGGUCAUCUUAUCUACAUGCAACAGGGCAACAGCAAGUUUUACGUCGCCAGCGACCAUUUGGGAUCCCCACUUGCGGUGUUCAGUUCUGAAGGUGGAAUAGUAAAAGAGAUUCAGAGGAAUCCCUUUGGCAAAUUGGCCUACGACUCCAACCCUGAAUUCUUCCUUCCUGUUGAUUACCAGGGUGGAAUUCGAGAUCCAGUCACCCAGCUAAUUCAUUUUGGUGGCAGAGUUUACGACGCCCUCGGGGUGCAAUGGCUGACCCCGAAUUGGGAAAAAGUGCCAACGCUACUCCAAAAGCCGUAUGAUAUCCACCUCUACAGGUUUCACGGGAAUGACCCCAUCAAUCCUGAGAGACACGAUGCAGGACAUUUGAAUGCUAUUCCUGACUGGCUCACAGCGUUGGGCUACAAUAUGGACCGUCUCCUGGUCGCUCCCCCUACCAGAACCCAUUUGCACACCUUCGGGGUAAGCGUGCCAACGGUCAAGAGCGUUCCAGUCAUCUCCGGCCUGAGCUGCGCUGCCGAAGUAGCAGAAACUGCUUUCUACCGCUUUUCUACCGUCCCCAAGACUGCCGUCAAGCUCGACGGGGACUUCCAGAGGAGCAUCAACUCUCGGAUCUCCAACCUUCCGUCUGUACUAGGCGACGGCAUCCUGCUUUCACGCGAUGGCCUCCGGGCUGUUGUACACGUCGUCGGCGAGUCCAGCCCCAUCCUACGAGACGUCAUGACUGCAGUGUUCAACGAGACUCUGAUGGUGGACCUCCGCUUCUCGCUGCACGGCCAAGACUCUUUCUUCUUCGUUCAGCCUAGCCAGACAAAAUCAGAAGAAGACUGGGUGCAGCUUGGCCGCCUUGGAACCAUGUUCAACAUCACCAAGCACACCGUAGACACCACCGCUACAGGUGGUUCAGGCGUGUCGAAGAGCCUGGUCGACAUUCGCAUGCACAGUACGAGCGUCACCCUGAACAUCCGUUACGGAACAACCUUGCAAAAUGAAAGGCAGCGGCUGAUCAAGCACUUCAGAAACAGAGCUGUGGCUGAAGCAUGGGCGCAAGAGCAGGACCUUUUUAGGAUGGGCCACAAAGGCUCGCACGAUUGGACAAAAGUAGAAGGUGACGAUCUCAUGGAACGUGGUCUUGUGUCAAGGUACUUUGGCACAGACAUACACGACAUUGAAAGAUACCCGCAGUUGGCGGACGACCCAACAAAUGUUGUCUUUAGGAAAGAAACGACCAGGAAGCGACGAGGGAAAACGAGGAGACCUCGAUAGACUUUCACAUUCCAGUCGUCGGUAUAGUUUAUAUCCGUGUUCCUGAAGCGAAUGCUCCGAAUGCAGAGCCCAGUAUAUUUUGUGCCGGAACGGCAUUACUGUCAAAACUCCGCAGAAGGAAACCUGGCUUUGUCGAUGAGACAAGGCUAUAUGCGACUGAUGGUUGUCGCUACUACGUCAGACGUUAUGCUACUAGUCGUUUAUCAUAAUUAUUUUUGCUUUCUAAAGUGGCUGUAUGUCCGGAUCGAUGCCCACCCCACACGUACCUACUGUAGGCACAACCUUUUUGAAAUACUCGACAGUGAAGUACCCUCUUAUGUUUCAGUAUAGUGCAAUCCCGUCUCAACCUUUUUCGUACCGUGGCCAUACUAAUGUUCCAACCACAAGGAUUAUUACCGGAGCAUAAUCUCUAAGAAUAGGUGCUACCGAACAAGUGUGCCCCAGUGUAAAUACGUCACCUUGUGUGGUUGGGUGUGAUGACAUUUUGAACCCGAGCGUAACCCAGUGUCCGUCAUAUUGUCAGAUUGUUACGUUGGUAGUGGCGGAAAGGGUCAUUGGCGCACCAGCGCCGAAUAUAUGUUCUGUGAGUCGUGAAGUAUUGAACACUGAUCGUCGUCGACAUUUUUUAAAUUUUUUUUUCCAAUGCUGUCAACAUCGGCAGCAGCGCCACUCUGCGUGUCAGCGGCCGAGCUUUGCCUGCGAGGAACAAAAAGAGGCUGAACUUUAAGAAAAAAAACAAAAAAAAAACUGAAGUGCCUUACGAUAUCGUUAUUGAAUAAACUUCACACCGUGGCCGACACCUUGCCGAAUAUGAUAGUGUGGCUUUGGCACAUAUUAUUUUUGCCGCUGUAGAACACCGUCACAGUAAAAUACUCAUGUCCUCGGAUCAGUUCUUGGUACGCUGCUUGGUAGAGGAGAUUUUUUUUCUUCUUUUUUACAAUUCUAUUUCACGCAUUUUCUGUGGAAUGCUGAACACUGUAUGCCUCUCUUGAGGCUCUUCGCAAUCUCGUCCAGAUUAAGGUCUUUUUCAGAUUGUCGUAUUGUAUUCCUGUGUCUAUAUUUUUGUUAUAUGUAUUUUUAUGCAGGGAUGUCUCCAGCGACCACAGGUGCCAAAAUGCUUUAUUUGUGUAAUAUAAUAAUUGCUCCUUUUUAUGUAUAGCUCUUCGCUGUCUGAAUUGUGCUUAUAUUGAAGACGUUUGGUAUUACCGGGGCAGUAUUUUCUGCUAGAAAGCCGACAGCUUCUUCUGUGUGUGCGCGCGUGCGUGAGUGUGUGCGGGCGUGCUAGCGCCGAUGUGUUUUUUGGAAGCCAAGGUGUUUCACGUUGCUUCAGUUUGCUACGCUAACUGUGUACAUAAACUGCAAUGCGUGGCCUCCAUAUUUGUGUGAUACGUGGUGAGAUGACAUGCGGCUGUCAAACUGGACUGGGAAUGGAGAUUAUUAAGAUUUGUACUUAAUCUACACACUCAUAAAUAAAUCUGCUUAUGAUGGCA
This is a messenger RNA of Ornithodoros turicata, 10010 nucleotides long. It is a transcript of the gene Ten-m, whose product is annotated as teneurin-m-like. The coding region runs from base 403 to 8520 and encodes 2705 amino acids. The record is from RefSeq and is a predicted model, not a curated record. Gene Ontology annotation, biological process: motor neuron axon guidance. The transcript is spliced from 32 exons. NCBI's taxonomy places the organism in Eukaryota, Metazoa, Arthropoda, Arachnida, Ixodida, Argasidae.